This is a messenger RNA of Brachypodium distachyon (stiff brome), 2018 nucleotides long. Its product is annotated as BTB/POZ domain-containing protein At2g13690. The record is from RefSeq and is a predicted model, not a curated record. The transcript is spliced from 2 exons. Bases 96 to 1784 code for a protein of 562 amino acids. NCBI's taxonomy places the organism in Eukaryota, Viridiplantae, Streptophyta, Magnoliopsida, Poales, Poaceae.
UCAAAUCUCUCGCUCUCAUGGCCACCUCUCCCCUCCUCCUCCUCGCCGCCUCCACGCCGCCCUAGCUAGGCUACAACGAUCUCUCCAGAUCUCCCAUGGCGGACGCGUCGCAGCGCCGUGGCCGGCGGCGCGGCGGGGGCGCCGCCCGCCCGCGCGGCUGGUGCUGCUCCUUCGCUGGCGUUCCCCCGAGCCCCGACCACCGCUCGUUGCCUUCCGCCGCGGCUUCUGUGCCGGCAGCCGCGUCCCCCGCCGGAGGCGGAGGCGGUGGAAGGAAGCUGCCGCCUAAGUCCCCCUCCUCUCUGCCGUCCUUCCAGGGCUCGCCAGCGUCGUCCAGGCUGGCUGGCCUCGGCGGGCUAAUCGAUCCCCGCCGCAUCCUCUCCCCUGGGCGCGUCUCUCCCAUCGAUCCCGACGAGUCGAUCCCGCUUCCACUCCCGCUGCCGCUUCCGAUGCCACCGCGUGCAGAGGCGGUGGAGGACGUAGUUCCGACGGAGCAGCUGGCUUCGGCUUCGGCUUUGGCUUCGGCGUCGGCAGUGGUGCCAUUGGUGGCCGUGCGGGAGGACGAUGGGGGCAACGAAGCAAUGGAUCUGAGGCUUUUCAUUCGAGGGAGGGACGGGAGGUGCGUAGUCAUGGAGCUGGAUUCUAGGGUUCUCUGCGACAGCAGUGCCUUCUUCGCAGGCAUGGCGCCGGAUGCGGGCUUCGCCGCGGGCGGCGGUGGAGGUAGCGGGAAGAGGAUUGAGGUGGACGGGGUGGAGAAUGUGGAGGCGUUUAGGACGGCGGUGGAGCUCAUGUACGAGCCCGAUCCAGUGCGGUGGCUUGCCGCGGCUGGCAUGUCACGGGCCAUCGAUGUGCUUGAGGUAUCUUCCUCGAUCAUGUUUGACAAGGGAAUUAAUGCAUGCUUGACAUACAUAGAAGCAUCUCCCUGGAGCGAGAAUGAGGAGGAAAAGCUGAAGAGUCUCUUUGCAAGAUGCACUUUUGAUGAGGCAAUAUCUCAAGAUGUACUGGCUAGAUUGCGGACACACAGCUCGAGCAGCUCGGAAGACCUCGCGGUUCAUCUCAUCCAAUCUGUCACUAGCAGCACGAAUAGUGGUGCAAGAAAAGACAUGCAAUCUUUGGUCAAUGGUCUUCUAAGCAAGAGCUCAGUCUAUCAAAAGGACUUGGUAGGGCUACACAAAGAGAGCAUAUACCGUAUCAUUCUUUCAUGUUUUGGAAAGCUGGUGGAUCUCUUUGAAGAAGCUACAGAGUCAGCAAAUCACACAGCUCAAGUGUUGGUUGCUCAAGAGGGUAAACCAUUGAUCGAGCGAAUUUCUCGACAAACAGAAAACCUCAACUGGCUCUUAGACAUCCUUGUAAACAAUGACAUGGCAGAAGAGUUUGUGGAAUUGUGGGCAAUGCAAGAUGGGCUCAUUAAGAUGCACAAGGAAGCAUCACCGAUGAUCAGAUACGAGCUAAGCAGAAUAUCAGCCGGUGUGUUCAUUGCACUUGGCAAAGGAAAAGUGCAGUGCCGGGGUGACCUGAGGAGCCUCCUCUUUUACGUAUGGUUCGGACCAAUGCUACUGGAUUUCGGCUGGCUUCAGCGGUGCUCCAAAGGUCUAGAUGUAAGAUCGUUGGAGGAAAACAUUGGGCAUGCCCUUCUAACCCUCUCGCUCAAGCAGCAGCAGUUUUUGUUCGAGGAGUGGUUCCAAUGCUUCGCGUCUAGAGGAGCAGAGUGUCCGAAUCUUACUAGAGCUUUCCAGGUAUGGUGGAGAAGGUCCUUUGUUAGAUCAUCGGUGGAAGCGGGUCGUUGAUGUUUUAUGUUGUCUGCUAGUACGUGCUGUGUGUAUUAUUUGUAAAAUGGACUGCUGUAAUAAGUAGUAGUGGUGAAUUGUUGGGCACCAUAGGUUAGCUCUUCCGACUGUAUGUGCAUAGCUUAGGUGAGUUUGUUUGUGGAAUGAAUGGCUGUGAGUGGUUUGGCAUCUGAUGGAUGGUUUUACAGCUAGUACUGAAGGCUUGCGGCGACAUGUCAAGGUAAUACAGGUAUU